AUGCUUUCUCUUCUUUUCACAGCCACCGUGCUGCUUCUUGUCCGCUUCUCGAGUGCCGCUGUCAUCAAGCCCAGAGCCGAUUCCUUCAAGCUCUAUGCGUAUGGUUCCGACAUUCCGGAAGGCUUGAGUGUCUUCAUUGCAGACGGCGUAGCCUAUGCGGGGACAGAUGUUCCUGCGGACGCAACAAGCAUUGCGAACAUUACAUUGUCGACCGAGGAUAGCACCAGCGGAACCUGGACCGUCACUACCGACAGUGGCGAUUCUUUCGCAUGGGGCAUCACCAAUUCCGGCGGCGACCUGGAGACGGUCGGCAUCGUGAACUCCACGACGACCAUGACUACAUCAGGAUUUGGUCUAUACGGAGCAUGGGCGUACCAUCUCUCUGAUGCAGGAGAGAUCCAAAUGAACUAUCGCGCCGUUCCCACCGGCACCGAAGGUCUCUAUGCCAUCAAAUGGGCGGCAGCUUCUACCACGGUUGAUGACAGUGCCCUGUUGAUCAAUCUGAGGACUGCGUCGCCCGUGCCCAUUUCGGACAAGAACUAG
This is a messenger RNA of Diplodia corticola, 543 nucleotides long. RefSeq names its product acyl-synthetase. NCBI's taxonomy places the organism in Eukaryota, Fungi, Ascomycota, Dothideomycetes, Botryosphaeriales, Botryosphaeriaceae. The record is from RefSeq and is a predicted model, not a curated record. The coding region runs from base 1 to 543 and encodes 180 amino acids. The transcript is spliced from 3 exons.